UUGUGAUGGAUCUGCCAUUAAUUUCUACCUUUUUCCCCCUUUUUUUGCCAACGUUAAGUGGCUAAAAGCCAAGCAUGGAAAUAACCAGCCUGCAAGAACUGGCACCUUGUCAAGAACAAAUCCGCCUACACAAAAACCACCAAGUCCUCCCAUGUCAGGCCGGGGAACUCUGGGACGAAAUACUCCUUACAAAACCCUGGAGCCAGUCAAACCGCCAACAGUCCCCAAUGAUUACAUGACCAGUCCUGCCAGACUGGGCAGUCAGCACAGCCCGGGAAGGACGGCUUCCUUGAACCAGAGACCAAGGACACACAGCGGUAGUAGUGGAGGAAGCGGCAGUCGAGAGAAUAGUGGAAGCAGCAGUAUUGGCAUUCCCAUUGCUGUGCCUACACCUUCACCGCCAACUAUUGGACCAGCACACAUUUCUGUUCCUCCUCCUCCUGGAGCCCCGCCAGCACCACCACUGCCACCACCUCUCCCGAUGGGCAGUCUGAUAGCUGCUCCGGGUUCAGCUCCUGGUUCCCAGUAUGGCACAAUGACCAGGCAAAUCUCGCGACACAACUCUACCACUUCUUCAGCAUCUUCUGGUGGAUACAGACGGAAUCCUUCUGUGACUGCCCCAUUUUCUGCUCAACCUCAUGUUAAUGGCGGGCCUCUUUAUUCUCAAAAUUCAAUUUCUAUUGCUCCACCCCCUCCCCCUAUGCCUCAGUUGACUCCACAGAUACCUCUCACAGGCUUCGUGGCCAGGGUGCAGGAAAACAUUGCUGAUAGCCCGACUCCACCCCCCCCGCCGCCUCCCGAUGAGAUGCCGAUGUUUGAUGACUCUCCUCCUCCUCCACCCCCACCCCCCGUGGAUUAUGAGGACGAGGAGGCUGCAGUUGUGCAGUACAGCGAUCCCUAUGCUGAUGGAGAUCCUGCUUGGGCACCUAAAAACUAUAUAGAGAAAGUGGUUGCUAUAUACGACUACACAAAGGACAAAGACGACGAGCUGUCCUUUAUGGAGGGUGCAAUCAUCUACGUGAUAAAGAAGAACGACGACGGCUGGUAUGAAGGAGUUUGCAAUCGAGUAACUGGCUUGUUUCCUGGGAAUUACGUUGAAUCAAUCAUGCACUAUGCCGACUAAAACCCUUUGCUUUUCAAAGUCGGGUCUUGUAUUCAGUCGUACCGUGAUUAUUUCCGAGGGGUAACUAAAAGCUAACAGAAUUGUCUUACUGCGCUUUCGAACGAACGCGCCCGUUCCUUCAGGCCGCACCGUUUGACUGGUGUGAUUGCACGUCCGUCUCUGGAGACAGGUCAUCCUGCCCCACGGCAGGCUGUACAAGCAGCGACCGUCUGUACCUGGUUAUGCUGAUUUACUUACGCGUUGUUAAGUUCACGACCGGCUGAAAUAUUUCUGGGGAAGUAGGGUGUAAUAUUUAAUGAACCGUGAUCAGAUCGUGCCAUUCCAUUUUCCAGUACAGCAUGGUAACUAACACUACGUUAGACUAACGCAUUAAAAUCUGGAUGAGGAGUUUAAUGUUAGUGCUGGUCAUCCUACUUUUCGUUUAGACUCUUUGCUCACUCUUGAACUCUGUUUGUUUAAAGCAUGCAUACGAACUUAUGUAUUGAAAUAUACUUUUUUAAAAAUCCAAGAUGCUUCCAAUCGUUGUAAUCUUUACCUGGAGUGCUCUCACUGACGUCUACUACAAUGAGUUGUUUGGGUCUAAGGUGUCCGUGUGCAUCAACAACAAUGGGUGGUCUUAUGUAUGUGUAAUUUGUACCCGAGUUUUUUUAAUGAGUAAAUUUACAUUAUGACUUUUUCCAUUCAUAAAUAUAUAAGUGAACCAAA
Molecule: messenger RNA, 1828 nt
Organism: Eurypyga helias (sunbittern)
Lineage: Eukaryota; Metazoa; Chordata; Aves; Eurypygiformes; Eurypygidae
Gene: ABI1
Product: abl-interactor 1
Exons: 9
Molecular function (GO): protein binding
Source: RefSeq, a predicted model, not a curated record